Rotaria sp. Silwood1 is the source of this 1540-nucleotide messenger RNA. The record is from the annotation of a GenBank genome assembly. NCBI's taxonomy places the organism in Eukaryota, Metazoa, Rotifera, Eurotatoria, Philodinida, Philodinidae.
UUGAAACAUAGUUUCUCAGAUGUAAAUCAGUACAAAAAACAGUUGAUUUCAGUUCAUGAGAAAUAUGUUAUCAAGAAAAUCGUUCAAUAGUUGGUUGUAUGAACGACUAUUAGUUUUUCUACAAAAUGUCGAUUUUUCGAUAAUCGAGAUUACGUGUAGAUAUGCACCAGUCCAGUCGGACUGGGUGCCCAGUCAUAAUUGGUACCGGUCAUGACUGGGUCAUCAAUCAUUUAAUCUUUAAUUUAUUACAUGAAUAAUAUCUCCCUCUUUCUUAUCACAUUAAAUCAAACUCAUCUUAGCCUAUUAAGGAACUAAUACGAGUUAUAUCAUAGAAAAAAUAACUAUGAUAUGACUUGUAUUAGUUCUUUAAUACGUUAAGAUAAGUUUAUUAUAUUAUAAUAUGAUAAGAAAGAGGGACAUAUUAUUUUUAUAAUAAAUUAAAGAUUAAAUGAUUGAUGACCUAGUCAGGACUGGGCACCAGUCAUGACUGGAACUGGUGCAUACCUAAUUACGUGUGCUUCGCACCGCAUUUCGUAUACGAGUCUCGACUCGUGUGCCAUCUAGUUUCUUUAUUUUGCUGUUAAUGUUCUAUUGUUUAGAUCUUUUAUUACUAAAUUUAGUCGUCUGGUCGUUCUGAGUAUGAAAAAGUGAGAAAUAGAGCCCGUCCGAGCAGAUCCAGACCCGCAUUCAGACGAGUUCUGAUCCAAAAAAAUUUAAUCAGUCGGAUCCUGACCUGGGUCCAAAAUUUUUGGACCGAAAGGCUCUAGUGAGAAGUGAAGAUUUAUUGAUUGGCCUUGAUUCUUAGCUGCUAACACAGAAGAGAAAUUUCGAUUCUUAGUGCACCUGUUAACUUUUCAUCUUUCUUUCCGCUAUUAGAAUUUAUAGGAGAAACAGCAAAAAUUCGUAGUUUAAUAUCAUAUUACCUAUAGUUUUUGUCGAAGAGUACAAAAGAGAUUCAUAAUAGUACAGAUUUUAUGUGUCAAAAAUAGAACAUAAUGUCUAUAGAACUUUUAUUUUCUUCUUGAUUUGUUUUAAUUCAUUAAAAAACAAACAAUUGUAAAGUUAGACAAAGAACCAUGAAAAAAUCUACUACAAUAUUUGUUUCAACUAAAAGUAUUUAUUAAGUAUAAUCAUCUAAUUUUUUUCGGGCAAUUUUAAAAGAAAUGUUAACAGAAUUGUUUCUGAUCGUUCAUUUUUUGUUUAAUGAAGAAAAAGCAAACUUUUUUUUUUCUUUAGUAAUUAUUCUUUUCAUCUUUUAUUUCUUUAAGUUCGAUCGAAUUUAAAAGCUGGUCGCUAUAAUAGUCUUUUAACAAGACGAUGGUUGCAAUAUCUACGUACACCUCAAUCAAUCAACGAACAUGUAACUGUUUUUGAACAAGAUCUUUGUCAAUUAUUUGAAGGAUUAAAACAAUUUGUCUUUCUCAAUAUUUAUGGUACAAUUCCUGUUGAAAAAUUCGAGCCUUAUCGUUUAAUGACUCAAUGUCGCUUUCCAAAUAGUCAAUUUGAUAUUCAAAUAUCAAGAUUUCGUCUAUGGAUAUGA